Messenger RNA from Drosophila hydei, 877 nucleotides. It is a transcript of the gene tut, whose product is annotated as dead end protein 1. Bases 136 to 828 code for a protein of 230 amino acids. The record is from RefSeq and is a predicted model, not a curated record. The transcript is spliced from 3 exons. Gene Ontology annotation, molecular function: RNA binding. Lineage: Eukaryota; Metazoa; Arthropoda; Insecta; Diptera; Drosophilidae.
AUUUGCCAUUCCAGCAAUGCUCACGUCUCAAAAGCAGCUGGCAACGCUGCGUAGUUUGCACAUCUCAAAAUUGCAGCUGGCAACACCGCCAGCAACAGCCAAAGCUUCUGCGCACGCGUUUUGCACUUUGUUGAAAUGGAUUUCAAUUCGCAGCACAAAUAUCGCAAAAGUCAAGUAAAUGGCACCAUUUAUGUGACCAGUUGCUUGUCCUUGGAUGCCAAAAGGCUCGCCGAGCUCGAAUCGGGCGCAGACGAGCUGUUUCUAACACGCAUUCACAAGCGCUGCACGGCGGAUCACAUAAUGCAGGUGGCUGUCGAGCUGGGCGAUGUCUAUAUGCUGCGCUUCAAGAUUGACUUCUCGGGCAGCAGCCGCGGCUAUGCCUACCUGCAGUACAUCGAUGCGAGGCGAAAGGCGCUGGCGAUGGAAAUCUUGCAGCAUCGCUUUCGGCUCGAUCGAUUGAAAAUUCAGGUGCGCGAGUCGCGCAAUCGCAAAACACUUUUCCUCAACAAUGUCAAUCAUCUGACACCGCUGCAGGUGCACCAGGAGCUACGCUUGAUCAGCCACUAUGUGAAGCUGUGCGUCUAUGAAUACCAGCCCAAGCGCUAUGUCUAUAUCAUCAUCUAUCGGAACAACGAUGAGGCGGCCAUGGCUCAUCACAUGCUGCGCACCAAAAUGGGAAAUUUCGGCGUGAAUGCGUUCAUCGAUUGGCUGGACAAGGGUCAGCAGGUGACGGCCCUGGAUGAACAGCCCAGCUGCUGUGUCCAGCUGUCGCGAGACUCGGAACAGCUCCAAGCCAAAGCCAACAGCUGCCGCUGCUUCAGUAUUUAAGUGCAAUUCUUCUAUGAUGUAUGCAAAGGAGAUGAAAGACAUCUUUAAU